GGAAACAACAAUAGUUCUUAGGUCUAUCUUCUGGCAAUAGAGUUUCUUUGAUAGACAAAUGGAAACCCCCGGAAAGCGGGGGCUAUGGCCUCAUCUGGUUUAUGCAGUUGCAUUUUGCCUUAUCGCCACUACUGCUGUAGCUGAUUACCAUCCUUAUGAGUACACUUCACCUCCACCACCAAGCCAGUACAAAUCACCACCACAUUUUAAGCGCAUUUGGCACCCACCUCCUAAGCAUUCUCCUCCUCCACCAUAUUACUAUAAAUCUUCUCCUCCUACAUAUGUUUACAAGUCUCCACCACGUCCUGCACCUUAUGUUUACAGAUCUCCACCUCCUCCAUCUCCAUCCCCUCCACUUCCUUAUGUUUAUAAAUCUCCACCACCUCCUCCAUAUGUUUACAAGUCUCCACCACCACCACCUCCAUCUCCAUCACUCCCUCCACCUUAUGUUUACAAAUCUCCACCUCCUCCAUCUCCAUCCCCACCACCUCCUUAUGUUUAUAAAUCUCCACCACCACCAUCACUUUCACCACCUCCUCCAUAUGUUUAUAAGUCUCCACCACCCCCAUCUCCAUCACCCCCUCCACCUUAUGUUUACAAAUCUCCAUCUCCUUCAUCUCCAUCCCCACCACCUCCUUAUGUUUAUAAAUCUCCACCUCCACCAUCACCUUCACCACCAUCUCCAUAUGUCUACAAGUCUCCACCACCUCCAUCUCCAUCACCACCCCCUCCUUAUGUCUACAAAUCCCCAUCUCCUCUAUCCCUAUCCCCACCACCUCCAUACAUAUAUAAGUCUCCACCUCCUCCAUCUCCAUCCCCACCACCUCCUUAUAUAUACAAAUCUCCACGACCACCAUCACCUUCCCCACCUCCUUCGUAUGUCUAUAAGUCACCACCUCUUCCAUCUCCAUCUCCACCACCUCCAUAUGUGUAUAGGUCUCUUCCACCGCCACCACCAUCACCACCUCUUCCAUAUGUCUACAAGUCUCCACCACCUCUGUCUCCAACACCUCCUCCUCCCUAUGCCUACAAGUCUCCACCUCCUCCAUCUCCAUCUCCACCACCUCCAUAUGUAUACAAGUCUCCACUUCCACCAUCACCUUCACCACCUCCUCCCUAUGUAUACAAGUCACCACUUCUUCCAUCUCCAUCUCCACCACCUCCUUACAUUUACAAAUCUCCACCACCACCAUCACCUUCGACACCUCCACCAUAUGUAUACAAGUCUCCACCUCCACAAUCACCCUCCCCACCUCCUCCAUAUAUCUACAAGUCUCCACCUCUACCAUCACCCUCCCCACCUCCCCCAUACGUCUAUAAGUCUCCACCACCUCCUUCUCCAUCACCUCGUCCUCCAUAUAUCUACAAGUCUCCACCUCCACCUCCACCAUCACCCUCGCCACCUCCUCCUUACAUCUAUAAAUCUCCACCACCACCAUCUCUAUACAUGUACAAGUCCCUUCCACCACCCUCGCUCUCCCCUCCACCUCCAUAUUAUUAAAAAUCACCUUUUCUUCCUCAUCGCUACAAGUCUCCAAUACCUCUAUCUCACCAUGCACAUCCUCCAUACCUUUAUAAAUCACCUCUUCCACCAUCCAAGUCUCCUCCUCUUUAUUAUUACAAGUCACCGCCACCUCCUAAAGGCUACAAAGAUUGUGGUUAUUUGUCAAUCUAGUUUCAAUUCAAGUAAAAAUAAUAGAUUGUUCAUGACAUUUUGUAUGGAUUUCUUGAAUAUAUUUUUGUGAAUAAUGAGGGGUUUAACACCCUUUUUGGAAGUCAAAUGUAUGAGAUAUUUAUUUGUAUCAUUUGUUGUAAUUUCAUUUUCAAAAGAAUUUAUUGUUGUUCUAAAUAUGGA
Theobroma umbraticum is the source of this 1855-nucleotide messenger RNA. RefSeq lists its product as uncharacterized. Lineage: Eukaryota; Viridiplantae; Streptophyta; Magnoliopsida; Malvales; Malvaceae. The record is from RefSeq and is a predicted model, not a curated record.